AUGGCGUCCCCGGGCGGCCCCCGCAGCCUCCUGGUCUGGCUCCUCCUCCUUCAGCGCUGGCUCAGGGAGGCCCCGGCGGGCAGGUCAGCGACUCCCUCGCCCACUUCACCCCUCUCGGGAGGUGGCCUCGAGGACCCCAUGGCGGACCAGCCAAGCCCUGGAGGGGGUCAGGGAGCCCCUGGGAGCCCCGGGUCCCCUGGGGCUCCGGGAGCCCCCAAGUUGGUGGAGUUUAGCCAAGUGUUCCUGAAAAUCGUGGGAGGAAAUCAGAGCGAAGAAGGGAAGUGGCCCUCGCAGGUGAGCUUGAGGGUCAGUGGCAGCGUGUGCGGAGGUUCCCUCAUCACAGCUCAGUGGGUGCUGACUGCAGCCCACUGUAUUUUAAGCUGUUACCGCUACAGUGUCAUGAUGGGAGAUCGGAGUGUCUAUGGUGAAAGCUCAGGGUUGGUGGUUCCGAUCAGCCGAGUCGUUGUUCACCCUCAGUUCUCAACACGUGGAACCGUUAAAUAUGACCUUGCUCUUCUCUGGCUCUUCUACCCUGUAAAUUUCACUGGGGUCAUCCAGCCUAUAUGCAUCCCUGAGAAGACUUUCCAGGUGGAAGCUGGGACCAGGUGCUGGGUGACUGGAUGGGGCAAGCAACAAGAAUUCGGUGGCCCAUUUGUCUCAGUCUUUCUCCGGGAGAUGGACCAAUGUAUCAUCUACUAUGAAGAAUGUAAUGGGAUGGUCCAGAAGGCUAUGCCAACAGAUAAGGAUGUAGUACUGGAAGGAAUGAUCUGUGGCUAUAAUAGUAUAGGAAAGGAUUCUUGUCAGGGCUCGAACCCAUGUCCCCUAUUCUGUCAAUAUAAUACCACAUGCGUCCAGAUAGGGAUUGUGAGCUGGGGUGUCAGCUGUGGUUGUAAAGUUUCACCUGGAGUUUAUACAGAUACUGCCUUCUACAGUAAGUGGCUAGUUGCAGUGGUGAACCAGAUUACUCUGUAUCCAGUGGUACUCCUCAUUCUACUGGUGUGUCUGGUGUUGCCUCUGGGCAUCCUGGCGACCCUGUGA
Balaenoptera acutorostrata (minke whale) is the source of this 1038-nucleotide messenger RNA. It is a transcript of the gene PRSS42P, whose product is annotated as serine protease 42. Gene Ontology annotation, biological process: proteolysis. Gene Ontology annotation, molecular function: serine-type endopeptidase activity. The record is from RefSeq and is a predicted model, not a curated record. NCBI's taxonomy places the organism in Eukaryota, Metazoa, Chordata, Mammalia, Artiodactyla, Balaenopteridae.